AUGGGUGGCUCUUUAUCACGCCUUUGGUCCCUUGUCUGGUCGAAGAAGGAGAUUCGGAUUUUGAUUCUCGGCCUUGACAAUGCUGGAAAGACAACUCUUCUCUACAGGCUGAAGAUUGGCGAGGUUGUCACAACUAUACCGACAAUUGGAUUCAACGUCGAGUCAGUUACAUACAAAAACUUGAACCUGAAUGUUUGGGAUCUUGGUGGUCAGACAUCGAUUCGCCCAUAUUGGCGGUGUUACUAUGCCAACACAGCUGCCGUCAUCUUCGUCAUCGACUCAACAGAUAUCGAGCGACUUGGGACUGCGGCGGACGAGCUAGCAGCUAUGCUGAACGAAGAAGAACUACGAGAUGCUGCGCUGCUGGUCUUUGCCAACAAGCAAGACCAGCCAGGAGCCAAAGGUGCCGGAGAAAUCUCCGAGGCCUUGAAGCUAGGUGAACUUCGAGACCGGAACUGGAGUAUUGUGGCUUGUUCCGCAAUUGACGGCAAGGGUAUCAAUGAAGGCAUGGAUUGGCUCGUGCAAACGAUUGAAGCUGAGAACGCGUAA
Penicillium diatomitis is the source of this 549-nucleotide messenger RNA. RefSeq names its product ADP-ribosylation factor family protein. Gene Ontology annotation, molecular function: GTPase activity; GTP binding. Gene Ontology annotation, biological process: intracellular protein transport; vesicle-mediated transport. Bases 1 to 549 code for a protein of 182 amino acids. The record is from RefSeq and is a predicted model, not a curated record. The transcript is spliced from 5 exons. Gene Ontology annotation, cellular component: Golgi apparatus; cytoplasm. NCBI's taxonomy places the organism in Eukaryota, Fungi, Ascomycota, Eurotiomycetes, Eurotiales, Aspergillaceae.